Cylicocyclus nassatus is the source of this 666-nucleotide messenger RNA. The record is from the annotation of a GenBank genome assembly. NCBI's taxonomy places the organism in Eukaryota, Metazoa, Nematoda, Chromadorea, Rhabditida, Strongylidae.
AUGAUAGAUCAUUGUGUUGUAUUUCUAAUAGGUCUUGGUUACCUGGUCGAGGGCAAAGAUCUUGGUAUGAACUCUAUACCUCUAAAGAAUCCAUUUUUCCCUGAGAGACUUACACGGAAUUCCGACGGAUUUCUUCCAUCCUCUCAAGCAGAAGCAGCUCCGUCCGUAUUUCUACAAGAAUCUGAAGUGGAAACCCAUGAAAACUCAUUCCAGCAGGCAAAGGUACCCUCGGCCUCAAAAGAUGAUUUGCGCGUUGUUCCAAGUGCACCGAAAAAGAAAAAGAAGAAGAGAAAGGGAAAGAAGAAAAAGAUGCGGAAGGUGAAAGUAAAACCACGUGGGGGUCGACACAUCAAAGAUACCUAUCAGGACCUUCGAUCUUUGAGCAUGCAAAAUACCGAUGAAGAAGCUAAUUUCCAAGCAACAACGCAGAAUGUCGUCAUAUUUGAGCCCAUCUACGACAAAUCAACGGGAAGUUCGUACACACAAGAGGAACUUCUGAAGUUGUGCCAUGAAACGGAGAAUGUUAGUGCGAAAUUUGGCAUCACGGAUAUGUCUUCAUUUGCUGGUAGCAACUGUGCUCUCAUCCAGCUCUACUAUCCAGAAGUCACAUGUGAACAGAUCAACGUAUUUCUGGAAUAUUGCCAAAAUGCUACACCUCAUGCAUGA